Molecule: messenger RNA, 5374 nt
Organism: Pimephales promelas (fathead minnow)
Lineage: Eukaryota; Metazoa; Chordata; Actinopteri; Cypriniformes; Leuciscidae
Source: RefSeq, a predicted model, not a curated record
AGUCGUCACUGUUUGUCACAAAUAUUCUGACGAUUAGGUAUUUUUGUAUUAUUUAUUUAUUUUAACUAUCUGCGUUGAAUGUAUAACAUAGUUUAAUUCAUCGACUUUAAUAAUAAGCUAGUUAAGUGUGUAGCCAGUUUGCACUGGUAAUCCGCUCAUCAGUCUGUAGUGUCGCCGGAAAUGACUUUUACUGGUUUAAAGAGAUCACAUCCGACCUGUGCAUCAUGGAGAUGAAUCGGCGAGUAUUAGUGAUAUAACAACACACUCUCGCCGCCGGAGACGUGAUUUAGCCAGGACUGACCUUUGUGAGGAGGGCCGAAAUACAGUUCCGUGAAAGAUGUUGUCCAAUAUUCUGGCUGAGCAGAAAGGGGCAGAUCAGGUGCCUGCGUCUGCGGCUGGCCCGUGCCAUCGUGCUCCUCAGUCUUCGCUGUAUCAGGAGCAGCUGGCCAAAGGAUGCAGAGAAACCAGCAGGGAGGAGACUGAAUCUGGAGACAGACCUCAGCCCUCAGACUUUGAGAAAGGAAUGAAUGAAGGAACUUUGAGACAGAUGUCGUUUGAUCCAACAGUCAAAAGACAGGAGUCGUUUGGAGUCAAUCCUAGUGCGAUUUGCAUACACAUGUGUACUCAGCAAGAGGGCAAGUUCAGGGAUACACGACCAGCAGGACCAUCAGGAGAGCAGCUUGGAGUUCUGGAACGAAUUCUUGUGUCCCAUCAAACUGAGAUGAAACGUGUACUGACUGAUACCUUCGGAUCUCUGACCCAACGUCUCGAGGCUGUGGAGAGGAGGAUGGACCAGUUGUGUUCACAAAGCAGUGCACAUGCAUGCAGUUUAGCUCAGCUGCACAGUAAAGUUGGCCAGCUGGGAAGAGACUUGUCCUUUUGCUGUCCAAAUACAAUUUCAUCAGAUUACAGUUUUGUAGACGCAGAAGUGCCAAAAGACAACAAAGGAAUCAUCCCAAAUGUCUCCUCUUCUGGGCCACAGUCUCUUUAUAGAUCACCUGAAUCAAAAAAGGACCCUGUGUGUUCAUGGGCAAUGUCAACUCUCGCUCAUAAGCCCGAGGACCUAAGCUGUCAGGGUCUAGGUGGGAAUCGCAGUGGCUCCAGUUCAUCAUGUGGAAACCUAAAAACGUGCUCUUCUGCAAAAACCGACAAUUGUUUGCAGGGUAACUACUCACCCGUUUCAGAUUUUGAAGACCUGGAAAUGGAGCUGGAAGCUGAGAAGGACAGAGUCGCCUUAAGCUUAUUGGUCGAUUCUGUGCUCAGCUGCUCAGAUGACAAUGACAGCCGAAGACUUUCUUGUAAACGGGAAGACCUGUCCUCUAAUAGUGUGGGAAAUAAUAAAUCUGAUCAGAAGGAAGAAGACCUCUUGAAAAAUCAGUGUUUACAUGUUCCUGAACACCCCCGGGUGCCUUCCGUUCAGUUUUUCAAAUCUUCAGCUCCUAGUGGCGCAAAGUCAUAUUCAAAUACAGAUCUUCUUUUUUCGUUCGCAAAAGAAAUAGAUCCAAAGCCCCCUGGGAAACCAGCGGCAUUGACAAAAUCCAGUAAUGAUGAGAGUGAAAAUAGUCAGCAGCAGCAUCAGAUUACCUUCCCUUUGUCCAAUAAGCCACUUGGAGCACUACCCAACCCUGAUAAACCCAAGGGCUGUUCAGUUCUCUUUCAGACUUCUAACAAGAAAGAGAAUGAAAUCUUGCACAAGAUUGAAAUGAAUGGUGUUUUUCACUCAACCACUACCUCAUUGAGUAAUAGUACUUCAGUCUUGAAUCACAUCCCAAUGUCAAGGGAUGUAGAUGGACUGACAGGGACAAAUGCUCGAGAUUCUGUAGAGAGCACACAUAUAAGUAGGAAAGAACAAAGCAUUGAUUGUCAGUUAUCAUACUCAAAGGAUAGCCCUUUAAAUAUAUCUUUUCAAGGGUCAUCAAUCCUGCCAGACUGUAAACUUGCUUUACCAAACCAAUUGGUAAAAGAUGUAGGUGACCAAAAGUCACUAGGUUCGCUUUUGACAUUUCAUCAAGCACACUCCAGUUCCCAUCUCCCGGGCCCAAGAAAUGGGUCCUCCAAACCAUUAGUAGACAGUGACACUAACAAACUGUUAGAUCAGCUCUCGAACACUGCCCACCGCUUGGCAUCCAGUAGCUGUUCCUCAAACGACAUAAACAGAUGGACUGGUUACAGCAGAACUGGAUCCAAGCUCAAACUCAGUGGUGGAAAGAAACAUGACCUUCCUGGAUUUCCCUCUCUUAAAGUUGGAGAAACCCAUUCUUUGUCCUCUCUCGAGCAGGGAGGAGAGAUAUCCAACAACUGGCAGCCGAUACUUGAGGAUACGAUGUCUGCUGUCUCUCCUUGGUUGACUGGUACAUCAGAUUGUCCUUCAAUUGCUUUACCGAUCAACCUGGAUAAAGACUUUGCAGGUUGUCCCGACUUAUCUCAACUUCUUCGGCCUGCUACUCCGCCUUUGUCUACUUUAAGCAAGGGGAGUUUCUCUGGGGCGGGUGUUAGUACCUUCCUGGCUUUAUCUUCUCCAACAUCCUUCAGACUGUGGUUUCGACACAGAAGGCUCAACUUUCCUCUCAUGCAGUUGUCACGUCCUAGUAUCCAUGUGGUUGUGAGUCGGAUUUUGGGGCAGUGCAAGUUUCAUCCUUUUCGAGCUCUGGUUGACUUCACAGCCCCACCAGGCGUAGACAACGAUCACCACUAUACACGACGAUCCAGUCAAGAAGCUACACCAAGCAGGAAAAGAGCUUCAGCACGGAAGGCCAUCUCAUCUUCAUCAGUGUGUCAUCUGUCAAAAAUUCGUCUCACACCAGAAAGAAGUCUGGAUCACCCCUCAUGGCACAACAUCAGCCCCAAGUCGAUUGUGCGAUUGGAUGGAUCCGCCACUGAAUCUGUGCCUAGUUUUGCUAUUGUCAGUGCAAAUGUCAAAUACCCUGGUUUGCAUAGUCGAGGAGCAUCUAGAGAAAUCAUACAGGUGGGACUCUACGAUACUAACGCUGAAGCUCAAGCGGGUCAACGUUCCAAAAGGGUCUCCCAAAUUCGUAUUCGUAAGACGGUUCCCAAACCAGAUAACAACCUUACUCCAAUGGGACUCCCCAAACCAAAGAGGCUGAAGAAAAAGGAAUUCAGUUUGGAGGAGAUUUAUACCAAUAAGAAUUACAAGUCUCCAUUACCCAACAGAAGUCUGGAGACGAUAUUUGAAGAACCGAAAGAGAAGAACGGCUCUCUGAUCUGCAUUGGUCAUCAGAAACGAAAGCGAGUUUUAGACUUCCCCGAUUUCACGCUGCCACGGAAACGCAAGGCUAAAACUAACCUGGGUCCGCUGCGUGCGAAGGUGCCGCGAGGAAGGGCCCGUAGGGGUAGGCAGGAUGACGCUGAUCUUGACGUAAUGCUAAUCGAGAGACUCACAGAACUGGAAGACUAUUUUUCUCGCCAAGGCCUGGAGGUUUAAAUUCAGAUUUUCACAAAUCUAUUCCCAAUAAGUUACCAAAUAAUGUUGGUUUUAGUAUUAUUGCCAGCCAGGGCAUGGAAAGAAUUGGAGCCUCACAGUGUUGUACAUGGAACGAUUAGCAAUAGAUGGGAAUUUUCUUGUAGCAUUUAUAUUUGAGACUUCAACGGUAUUAAGUGCACUGACCCAAAAGAUAAUGUGAGUGUGUGUGUGAGUGAGUGAAUACAAGCACAGUAUAGUAAAGUAUAGUAAACCUUCACUUCAGCACUUUCUGUUUCCUCACAAUGUGACUGCUGCAACUUAGUUGUGUUUCUCAAUUUGCGACAUGUGGCUAACCAACAUGUUCCUUACUGCCAUUUUCUUGCAAAAACAUAAGUAUGGGAAGGAUCCUUUGGUUAAUGCCCUUCAUGGUCUCAGAAACAAGGAGGUGCUCACCUGCCUAGAAUUCUUAUGACCCAUGAAAUUGGCAGAUUUGAUUAUAUUUGGACAGCUUAGUUUGUCUAGAUGAAAUUCUGAGGGAUUUGCUGCCAAAAAUCAAGACUACAAACUAUUUACUACGCACAGUGCUGUGAUAACUAUAAUCUUGUGAGAUGUUUUAAUGUAUUUCACCAUAGAAAUACUAAACUUUGUGUUUCUGCAUUUGGUGUUCAAUGCUGGGCUGUCACGAAUAAGCCAUGGCUUUCCCUCGGCCUCCUCACAUUUAGCUGCUAGACCGUUUAAAUAAACGUUUCCGCUUGUUUGGCGUUGGUUUGAAAGGACUCUCUGAGGAAAACUGAAAAUUCUGUCAUUUACUCACCCUUCACGUUAUCCCAAACCUGUUCAACUGAAUGAGAUGAAAUUAUUUGGGUUUUUUUGGGCCAUAAAAUGAAAGUUAAUAAGAGUCCAAUGUUGUUUUGAGCAUUCUUCAUCAUUUUGUGUUCCAACAGAAGAAAGUCAUGCAGGUUUGGAACGACAUGAGAGUGAGGAAAUAGUCAUAGAAAUUUAAUUUGAGAACAUUUGAGUCCCUUUUUUAUUUAUGCCAUAUAUUAUAUGGCCAAGAGAAUAUGCUGUCACCUUAAACAGGUCAGGUUUGUGACAAAACCCCCAUUGCUCUAAUGUUAACUGUGAAAACGCUUUUAUUAGUCACAAACUUUUGGAUUACACUUAUCCAAAACGGAGCCAAGUUGUGAAAUGUAAUGCUUGUUUGUCGUGAAUAUAUGCUUCUUAUUUGCAGACUUAAUAUCAGGUUGACAUUAGUGAAGCAUUUGGUGAAACCCAUCUUUCAUUUUACUGAUCUGACAUUUACUGGAUGUUAUAUGCAGAUAAUAAAGUGGUGAUUUGGCUAGAUUGGAUGGAUUUUUAGUUUUAUCAUUCCAUUGUGUGAUAUACUGCCGCAACUUUAUUCUUAUUUUUUUAUUUUUUUUGAGGAUGAAAGCAAGGAAACAUACUUUGUUUUGUUGUGGUGUGUUGUCAUAUUUGUAGUGAUUUUUUUUUUUUAUAUAUAUAUAAAUGUAUUUUAUGAAAAGCUUUUGCAAUCAAUUGUUAUGUAGCUUUGGACCUUAUCUGCACUUCACCCCCAAAGAAUCAGCGACCUUUGCCUGACGAGCAUCUCUGUGCCAGUUUGUGAUGUAACCACAUUUCUAAAUCAACCUAUGUCUUUGAAAUUUUAGUAUUUUACUUACUGGCCCAAUUAAAAAUAAUAAUAGAGCUGAUGUGUGUUUUGCUCAAUUAUGCAGUGAAACCGGCUGUUCGAAUUUCUUUUUUUUCAAGAUGGAAAUAUUUUUUAUUUGUAUUGGUUUUUUUAUUUCCAUACCACACGUCCUGUUACAGUACAUAUACUGUUACUGUUGUGCUUCUCUUUGAGCCCACCAUCAGACCAACACUAAGUAUUGCUUGAGUGCUGUCAAUCAGUGUGAUUUUAUAUAUAUUUUAUGAAUAAAAUGGUGUUAACUAAGA